AUGACGGUAAUAAUCAAGAAUAGCUUUCCCAAUGGAUUGCCCAGCCUAGCCGAAUUGGCAGAAUUGAAUGCUGGCAAAAACGUACCGGCCGAGACUGCUUGGAUCUGGGGAGAACAGGAUGAGCUCGGUCGCAUCAAUCUUCUCACACCAGAGGUCACACGCGCUGCACAACAGAGCGAAUUGAAAACUGGAAGAGUGGUUUCUUUAAACUGGUCCCUCGCGUAUCCCAAGCAGCCAUCGUUCCAUCGAUCUGCUCUUAAACACAGAAUCCAAGCACAUCCAAUCAGUCCCUGUAUUUUCGACGAUUUCUACGAUACCAAUUCGCAGGCGGGCAGUCAGUGGGAUGGGUUCCGCCAUUUCGGACAUUUAGGCAUAAACAAGCUUUACAACAAUCUUUCUCCGGAAGAAGUCACUACUGGAACACGAUGCGGCAUCAACGCAGUCUCCGAGCACGGAAUCGCCGGCCGCGGCGUCCUUCUCGAUCACUACUCGUGGGCAAAAGACCAAGGCCGUCCUUAUGAUCCCAUGACUGGCCACGCGAUUUCAGCCGAAGAGCUCAAACUAGUUGCCAAGGCCCAGGGCGUUGAGUUCAAGCAAGGGGACAUUCUACUUGUCCGCAGUGGUUACAUUUCACGGUACCACGAACUCGAGAAGACAAACCCUGCCAAGCUCGAGGAUCUUGCCGAGAAUCCUUCUUUUGCGGGAGUGGAACAGAGUGAAGAGAUGAAAACUUUUCUGCACGAUUCGUAUUUUGCCGCCGUUGGAGGAGAUGCUCCGGCAUUCGAGGAAUUGUCCGUCGAGUGUAAGAAAAACCAACGCUGGACGUUUUUCUUCACGAGCGCUCCAUUCAAUUCUCCAGGUGGCGUUGCAAGUUUUGCUAAUGCACUAGCCAUGUUUUGA
Talaromyces rugulosus is the source of this 900-nucleotide messenger RNA. RefSeq lists its product as uncharacterized. Lineage: Eukaryota; Fungi; Ascomycota; Eurotiomycetes; Eurotiales; Trichocomaceae. The coding region runs from base 1 to 900 and encodes 299 amino acids. The transcript has 7 exons. Gene Ontology annotation, molecular function: arylformamidase activity. The record is from RefSeq and is a predicted model, not a curated record.